ACUUUGUUCGACUGCAAGUGUCUCUUGUUUCGUCGGCGUGCUUCUGUUGAUGGCGACAACGCCCGAACCUCCUACUUAACAAACAGUUACUCUAUAAUUCCUCGACUUUCUCUGCGCUGUGCGUCCUAUUCACUACAACUUCAUCUGGCACUCGAUAGUCUGGAUAGCUCGCCGACAGACGAGAUCUGGAGGGUGCUUCUGGAGUGAUAAUACUAUAGGUGAAUUUGUCAAAGCUCUCCAGGUCUCUUAAGGCUACUGCCGGCUCUCCUGCCUCGCGACCAUGACAUCGGCACCACCGCCACAGGUCUCGACUCCUACGCAUACGCACCCUCUGCUCCUAGACGAAGCUCUUUCUCGAGGGCGCAAGCUGCGCAGUACGCAGCUUUCUGAGGAUAGAAAGCCUUCUGUAGACUAUUUCUCGCUCAAGGCACAAGUAGAACACAGCAUCGAAGAGCACGCGGGAUAUAACAGCGACAGUUGGGAUGGUAGCGUCCGCGGAUUUGGCAACGGUGGGAGGCGCAAGACAGGAAAGCCUGCACCUCUGAUUGUUGUCGAAUCCUCCAGUGGCAACCUGGUGCCCUCCGUGUCCUCCACUGAUAAUGGUCCCGACGCCGAGUUCGCUGUUGACGCUGAUUCAGGAUCUGCUGCCGAUGCACGUAUCUUGCAGACAAAAUGGCAUGAGAUGCCGGGCGACGCGAUUGAAGACGCCGUGUCCAAGUACCGCGAUACAACUCCUCAAUCAAGUAUCCCUAGUCAUCCGUAUCACUCUGUUCUGAGAGUAUUGUCGUCUGCGGUGCACAAGCUGUCACGAAUGCACAGGGAGCUAGAGGAGACUCGCAGGCUACUCCAAGAGAAGGAGACUGCAAGGCGCGAAAGGGCAGAACAUCUGCUCAAGGAGUUGCCGCCAUCGGAGAAGGUCGUCGCUGAGCGUAUUCUUCAGUCUCUCUUUCCUAACGAUGACGAGGAACAUCAUCAAGUGGAGAGGCGUCAUAGUGAAACUUCUCUCACACAGUCUCUGACUGAAGCCAUCGAAGAAGACGUAUCAUUAUCAACAAACGUUCCACUCGAGUUGAAUACGCCCCUGGCACCGAUCUUAGCACCCAUGGACAUGGAUGCGAGUGUAGCCACUCUCCAAGCAGACUCCGACAGACUGCAAAACUCUGAACCAUCACUGAAUCCUUCCACAGUCAAUGUUCUCAUCGACUCCACACAGAUUGUUGCCUCGCCUUACGAGGAUGCUACGAAUGGCCCUGACGAUAGCUUGAAGUCUGACCGCGUAUUAUUUGGUGAUUGGAUGGGUGCAUGGUGGGCCAAGAACAAGAAGAACAAUGGUGGAGCUUCUCUUACGUUGGAUGAUGACGCUUCAGCAUCGAUCAGAAGCAGUCCUUCACGAACAGUAUCAUCACAGAAUCUCGCCGACGACAUCGCCGCUGCACAAUCGGUUCCACAGACGCCUAAAACCAGUCGUCGUAAGGCUGCACGCAGCGUUUUUGGUUCUCUGGGGCUCUCCAUCCUGAAUCCCUCCACCUCCUCUUUCAGUUCUCGAAAGCGCCGCAAUCUGUCCGUUACGGAUAUACAUGCGUUUGCCGCGUCCGCGGAUCCGAAGGAAUCCAAGAGGGAGACCAAGAGCGUAUGCUCCGCCGCUUCAUCUCCUGUGCGAGGUGACCUCCCAUCCCAUCCCAGCGGCUCAUCACAAGUCUCAGAGGUAGCAUCAUCAUCAAAACCACCGUCUCUGUCGACAGACCCGUGCUCCACGGCUGACGAGAAACCGCCUCAAGGAACGUCUCUACGUGCCAUCAUACAGGCAACGCGUGUGAUGACGUCUGACCCUUCCAGUAUUCUGGAUGACCAGGGCCACGAGACGAGUACGUUCAUUGCGGAGAAGGCCAUGGAGUUGGUGCGAAACGCGCGAGAGGAGGGGCUGGAACUACGGGAACGACCGAAGGAGAAAAGGGAGCACCGACCUGAGAGGUCAGAGGGCCAUGGCCAGAAUAUGAUCAGUCCUGCCGGGGAGCUUACACCCUUUCUCGCUCACCUUUCUCCAUCUGAGAGCGGUCAACGGCCCUCAGAUCGGCGAAAGCCGAGUGUCAACUUUACAUCCUUCGCAUCGCCACUCUUCGGAUCCUUCAUGGCUCAACAAGGAAAGGCGGUAUCUGUUGUAGUCGGUUCCGUGCAAAGAGGAUAUCCGUCAGCCCAGUCCUCUCAAUCCAUCGCACCAAGCGGUGGCCCAUCUCAGCAGGUGGCUGCAAAUAGACCCGGCUCAGUGCCAUUGGAGUCCAUCAUACCCGUAGAUGCCAAGCCACCGACCCACUAUCUAUCGAGAACCUACACACCCUUGACAUCUCGCGACUUCCAUUUCUCGAUCCCUUUGCCAGAUGCGGCGUCUGCUUUGUCGGUACCAUACGACGAGCUCAGCCACGAAGGCGUGACUGACCGAUAUGGCUUCAUCUAUGAUGUGUCAAAGUACGAUGCUCUUCUCCUCGUCCGAGCGAAGGAAUGCGGCAACACUGCACCUGCGUGUCUCACGGGCAUCAAGAUCGCCGACCGCAAGGAGGACAACAGUUGGCCCGAGGACGAGGGACACUUGGACGACAAUAUCGAAAUCGUGAAGGAAGCAUGUGAGUGCGAUGGAGUGGACGAGAUGGCUGAUACGAUGAGCAUCAAGAGUUCUGGCACGCGUCGAACCAGUCAUAGCCUGCCUACAGCAGACUCCGGGCCCAAUUCGUCUCAACCGUCGCGCGGCACUUCGCCCUCGUCCACGAAGGCCAGGAAGCGUGCAGGUACACUGCAUGGCAAGCCCGCGAGAUUGCUGACCUCCAUCCUGAGCGUCGAUGAAGACACCCCGCGCCAUGUGUGUGCGAAGACUAUCCGCCAGCUGAUUGCACAACUCGUCGAGGUGCAUGAUGAGCGGGAGGCUGCACAGCGCAAGGAAUGGGAUACAUUCUUGAAGCACAGACGGGCGUCCAGAAAGUCCUCGGGCGGGUCAUCCUCGCGAACACCGAAUGUGGGCGGCGGAGGCGCAGCUGCGAUUCUGGGACUCGGCACGGAAGUCGGAGAAGAGGAGCUUGAGCAUAGCGGAGGUUUGGUCGGCUUCGCGCAGCUUGGGCUUCCGGCAUACCGAGAUGAAAGGAAGGAAUUUGUCCGGCUGGUCCGCCAUGGUAUACCCUUGGUUUAUCGAUCAAAAGCGUGGCUGGAGUGUAGUGGCGGGCUUGAUAUGCGCGAGCCCGGUAUCUUCACCGAUCUGCUGGCCCAGUCGGACGAUGAGUCUGGAGUCGUCAGGGAGAUUGAGAAGGAUGUUUGCAGGACGAUGCCCUUGAAUGUCUUCUUCGGCCGGACAGGCGCAGGCGUGGAUAAGCUGCGGAGAGUUCUGACGGCUUACAGCAGGAGGAACCCAUCCGUUGGCUACUGCCAAGGGAUGAACCUUGUGACGUCCACGCUUCUGUUGAUUCAUGCAGAUGAAGAAGAGGCAUUCUGGGUCCUCUCUGCAAUCAUCGAGCGCAUCCUGCCGCCCGACUUCUUUUCUCCGUCGCUCCUUAGCUCCCGUGCGUGUCCGCUGGUGCUGCAGGACUACGUGCAAGAGCACAUACCGAAGCUGUAUCACCACCUCACUGAACUGGGAGUCGAUCUCCCUGCCAUCUGUUUCUCAUGGUUUCUGUCAUUGUUUACUGAUUGUCUGCCUAUUGAGACCUUGUUUAGAGUGUGGGACAUCUUCCUGGUUGAUGGCUUGGAUGUCUUGUUCCGCAUCGCCUUCGGCAUUUUGCGCAUGAACGAGCAGGAGCUGUUACACUGCGGGUCCAUUCCCGCAGUUUACGUCGCACUAGAGAGCUUACCCAACCGUAUGUGGGAAACGGAUAAGUUGCUUCAGGUAUGUAUGUGCGGUGUAUUUACAUGACGAGCGCUGCUGCUCACAUGGAUCUGCGUCCGGGUUGCAGUACGAAGGCGAGCUGCGCUCAACGAUGCACCAUGCUGAUUUGGUGAAACGCCGCGAUGCCCACGUCGCUCAGCUCAAGGAGUGCAUGCAGACUUGAGCAUCCGG
This is a messenger RNA of Laetiporus sulphureus 93-53, 4036 nucleotides long. RefSeq names its product TBC-domain-containing protein. The transcript is spliced from 5 exons. NCBI's taxonomy places the organism in Eukaryota, Fungi, Basidiomycota, Agaricomycetes, Polyporales, Laetiporaceae. The record is from RefSeq and is a predicted model, not a curated record. The coding region runs from base 281 to 3892 and encodes 1203 amino acids.